Hypanus sabinus (Atlantic stingray) is the source of this 2861-nucleotide messenger RNA. Its product is annotated as zinc finger protein 229-like. The coding region runs from base 471 to 1760 and encodes 429 amino acids. Gene Ontology annotation, biological process: negative regulation of transcription by RNA polymerase II; regulation of cytokine production; regulation of immune system process. The transcript has 2 exons. Lineage: Eukaryota; Metazoa; Chordata; Chondrichthyes; Myliobatiformes; Dasyatidae. The record is from RefSeq and is a predicted model, not a curated record.
AGGACGUCCCCGAAUAUCACGCAUGCGCACAGUACACUGAAGGCCUUGAAAACGUCGGAUGGAGGUUAAAAAUGACAAGGAAUUUGCCUACGGGAAUCUCGAACACAACACGCUAGUUUUGCUGUCUCUGUCCAGAUAUUUAAGAAGUGGAGCAAGAGAUUCACUCGAUCAUCCUUCCUGCUCAGAUUGUGAGAAGGGAUUCACUCGAUCAUCUGACCAACUGGCACGCCCGUUAGUUUACAUGGGGGGAGCCCAUUCUCCUGCUCAGACAGUGGGAAUGGAUUCACUUGGUCAUCUCAACUGAAGGUACAUCAGCAAGUUCCCACUGGGCAAGGCCAUUCACCUGUUCUGUGAGUGAGAAGGGAUUCAAUCGGUCUUCCCACCUGUGGACACACCAGUCAGUUCACACUGGGCAGAGGCUGGUCAUCUGAGGAAUCUGUGGAGAAGGAUUGACUCGGUCAUCUGUCCUAAUGGCUCACCAGCGAGUUCACACCGGGGAGAGGCCGUUCACCUGCUCAGACUGUGGGAAAGGAUUCACUUCCACAUAUAAGUUACUGAGACACCAGUCAGUUCACACUGGGGAGAGGCCAUUCACCUGCUCAGACUGUGGGAAGGGAUUCGCUCAGACAUCUCAACUGAAGGAACAUCAGCAAGUUCACACUGGGGAGAGGCCAUUCACCUGCUUGGACUGUGGGAAGGGAUUCGCUCAGUCAUCUCAACUGAAGGAACAUCAGCAAGUUCACACUGGGGAGAGGCCAUUCACCUGCUUGGACUGCGGGAUGGGAUUCAUUUCGUCAUAUAAGUUACUGAAACACCAGUCAGUUCACACCGGAGAGUGGCCGUUCACCUGCUCAGACUGCGGGAAGGGAUUCACCGAGUUACCUCAACUUCAGGUACAUCAGCGAGUUCACACUGGAGAGUGGCCAAUCACCUGCUCGGACUGCGGGAUAGGAUUCGCUUCGUCAUCCCAUCUGAAGAUACAUCAGCGAGUUCACACUGGAGAGCGGCCGUUCACCUGCUCAGACUGUGGGAAGGGUUUCACUUCGUCAUCCCAUCUGAAGGUACAUCAGCGAGUUCACACUGGAGAGAGGCCGUUCACCUGCUCAGACUGUGGGAAGGGAUUCAUUUCAUCAUCCCAUCUGAAGGUACAUCAGCGAGUUCACACUGGGGAGAGGCCAUUCACCUGCUCGGACUGUGGGAAAGGAUACUCUCAGUUAUCUCAACUGAAGGCACACCAGGGAGUUCACACCGGAGAGUGGGCAAUCACCUGCUUGGACUGCGGGAAGGGAUUUGCUUCGUUAUCCCAUCUGAAGAUACAUCAGCGAGUUCAUACCGGAAAGUGGCCAAUCACCUGCUCAGACUGUGGGAAGGGAUUCCCUUCGUUAUCCCAACUGAAGAUACAUCAGCGAGUUCACACUGGUGAGAGGCCGUUCACUUGCUCAGUCUGUGGGAAGGGUUUCACUUCGUCAUCCCAACUGAAGGUACAUCAGCAAGUUCACACUGGGGAGAGGCCGUUCAAUUGCUCAGAGUGUGGGAAGGGAUUCACUCGGUCAUCCCAACUACUGGCACACCAGCAAGUUCACACUGGGGAGUGGCCUUUCACCUGCUCAGAAUGUGGGAAGGGAUUCACUAAGUCAUCCACCUUACUGGUACAUCGGCGAGUUCACACUGGGGAGAAGCCGUUCACUUGCUCAGAAUGUGGGAAGGGAUUCACUCAGUCAUCCAUCCUAAAGGCACACCAGCGCCUUCACACUGGGUAGAGACCAAUCUGCUUGGACUUUGGGAAGAAAUUCUCUCAGCCAAAACAACCAGUGUGCAUCAUUGAGUUCACACUGGGGAGAGGCCGUUCACCUGCUGUGAAUGUAGGAAGCGAUUCACUCAGUCAUCUAAUGUUAUGUAGGUUCCAGUUGUGCUGGCAGCUUAACAGAGGGGGUUAUAGCCUCCAGUCUGGCCAAACUGAAGAAUCUCGUUUGGGUGGAUACUGAGCAAUGUGUCCCCUGUGUAAUCUGCCCUUGGGGUUCAUACUCUCUGUGGACUGUCUCUUUAAAGUGCAAAGAGAACCGAGACUGACCUUGGACACGCUGUUGGAUUUCUGCAGAAGUGCUGGGUUGCUAUGGUGACCAGCUAAUGUUUAUAUUCUGUGUGGUUAAGCAAGGUCAGAAUGAUCCUUUACCAACACAGAACAAGCAAGCGACUUCUUACAGAGAAGUCUAUUAUCCCCCCCCCCCCCAUCUUGUGAACUAAAUUGAAUCUACCACAUCAUCGUAAGACAAUGUCGUUUACCACCUUGGUUUUGGAUUUUAUAUACAGGUGACUCCCGUUUUUCGGACGUUCGCUUUACAACAGCUCACUGUUAUGAAAGACCUUCGUUAGUACCUGUUUUUGCUAACCAAAGAGGAUUUUCACUUUUAUGAUAAAGAUGAUGACUGCUUUAUACGUGAGUUUACCCCGAGAAAGACUACCAUGACCGUGAAGCCUUGUGCGGCAGUUGUGUACGCAUGCGUGCACGUGCCGAUUUUUUUUCUCUCCAAAUCAAUUUCAGUUCACUAUCUUCCCAAUUUUCAGUGAAACUACACCGUACAUACAAUAUUUCUACUUUAUCAUUCCUACUUUUACUAUAGGUUAGUGUUAUUUUAGGUUUUAUGUGCUAUUUGGUAUGAUUUGGUGGGUUUUCUUUGGGUCUGGGAACAUCCAAAAUCUUUUCCCAUUUAGAUUAAUGGUAAUUGCUUCUUCACUUCAUGACAUUUCGGCUUACAAACGGUUUCAUAGGAACACUCUCGCUUUAGAUACCGGGGGAAACCUGUAUUCACACCUAUAUAUGCAUAACAUUGCUAACCCUUGGAUUAUCUGGUUUAAGUUCA